Molecule: messenger RNA, 1723 nt
Organism: Bolinopsis microptera
Lineage: Eukaryota; Metazoa; Ctenophora; Tentaculata; Lobata; Bolinopsidae
Product: tropomyosin alpha-3 chain-like
Exons: 13
Coding region: 1-1428 (475 amino acids)
Source: RefSeq, a predicted model, not a curated record
AUGUGUCAAAUAAACCAAGAGUUGCUCCAAGAACUAGAGGAGGAAAAUAAAGCUCUGCGAUCUGAACUGAGAUCCACCAUAGCAAGCACCCAACAGCUUCUGAGUCUAGAAAAUGAGAUUCGGAGACUGAAAUCAGAGAGCAGCAGGUAUCAGGCUGAGGUUUUGAGACUGAAGGAUGUGGAUCUAAAGCUUAAUCAGGUGGAACAGUUUUAUCACGAGGAAAAGAAGAAUUUCCGGUGCACAAUCGAGGAUACCCUCUUGACACUUGAAGACUUCAGAAAAGAUAAAGAGAAUCUAGAACGCGAACUGUUGGAAUUAGAAGAAUUGCUGAAAGAUGCAGAGCAGAAGAAAGGUUCUCUUCGGGAAGAGUUGGUGGAAAAUAAUACCCUUCUGAAAAACAAUGUGGAAAAACUAAAGUUAGAGAUUGAAACGAGACAGUCAGAAAAUUCGAUGCUUCAAACAAGAAUAUCUACUGUUGAAGAAAACUGCAGUUUCCUUGAAGGACAAGUACAAGCUCUGGAUCGAGACAACCACGAAAAAGCACAAAUUAUCACCGCUGCAGAACAACAUGCAAAGGAUAUGGAAAGAGAAUUAGCUACAUUGAGAAAAGAAAAUGCAGCACUACACUCCGAGCAACACAAAAUAGAGCCGUUAGAGCAUGAGUUGGAAGAGCUUAAGUCUAAUCUUGCUUCUUUAAAGGAAGAGAAACCAGCGCUUCAGUGCAAGGUAGACAAAGCGGAGGAAGAAAACAGUCAGCUUCACUCACGUCUCUCUGAACUGGUAAAGUCUCACACGCUGCUAGAGGAGAGUGUCCAGAACAAGGACAGAGUGGUGAUCAGUAUGCAGCAGGAGCUGGAUAGUCUCAAGAAAAUAUCUGCUCUGGAUGCUACCCAUGCAAAAGAAAAAGAGGGCGAAGCCAUGAAAGAAUGUGAAGAUUUGAAACAAAAGAACUGUCAGCUGUCAGAAAAAUUAGAAAAACUGAAAAGUGAAAUGGAAUACAUUGAACAGGCGUUCUUUAGAGGUUGGUCAGACCAUAUUGAUGAAUACUCCAGCGAAGAAUCAAAAAGUGUUACUUUCCAAGACCAGUCCAAAUCACCAUCAUCUCAAGCCUUCCCCAAGGCAGAGCGGAUCAUACAGUCAAUAAAACUAGACAGACAAAAGCUUAAGGCAAAGCUUGUGAGAUCAGUGCAGGAUUCAAAAACGUUACACGCCCAGCUUCGUGACACCCAAGAAGCUUUGGAGAGGGAAAGUGCAGGACUUGCUAAAAGAGUUAGAGAAGCUCUGACGAAGCUUGAGGAGAGUGAAGUCAAAAGUCACGUUCUGGAAAGAACUGCAAAGAACUUGUCCAUUCAGGUGGAGGAAUUGAACGUGGUGAACAAAAGCUUGGAGCUAGAAAAUUACCACCUUAAGAAGCUUAAUGAGACUUAGAAAUCUGCUUAAAGCCCCCACAACUUACAAAAUUUACGCGUACAGUUACUUGAUUAGAUUUCUGGGAUGACUAAAUUUGCAAAAGAUAAACAAUCAAACGACGAAAAAUGGUAAAUUGAGAUCAAAAGACAUGCACUGUGCGAACAUGAAAAAAGCCAAACCUUAUUCGAAGUUGAAAUUUAUUUCUUGGAUAUAUUUUUAAUUAGCAUGCUGAACUAAAUACUUCAAUAUUAAAUUAGCACUAAAUAACAAGAAGAACGUUGCACUUUCAAUUAUAAUUUUUGUUUUUAGUUUC